CGGGUUUCAAGCAGCAUGAAUCCUCUGCUCAGUACCUUGUUAUGCUCACUGCUGCUUCUUCUAACCCUCAGAAUUCAGGAGCUGAUAGAAGCUUGCAGCUGCGCCCCUGCACAUCCCCAGCAGCAAAUCUGCGAUUCUGCUUUAGUGAUUCGAGCAAAAAUUUCCAGUGAAAAAGUGAUUGCAUCAAGUGAUGAUCCUCUUCAUACUCACAAAAUGAUCCGGUAUGAAAUCAAACAAAUAAAGAUGUUUAAAGGAUUUGAAAAGUUGAAAGAUGUGCAAUAUGUCUUCACACCUUUUGAUUCAUCUCUCUGCGGGGUAAAAUUAGAAGCUAACAACAAGAAGCAGUAUCUCCUUACAGGGCAAAUUUUAGAUGAUGGCAAAGUUCUUAUCCAUUUAUGCAAUUACAUUGAGCCGUGGGAUGACCUGACCUUCUCCCAAAAGAAAAAUCUAAAUCAAAGAUAUCAAAUGGGCUGUGGUUGUAAAAUUUCUACCUGCUACAUGGUGCCCUGUUCCAUCACUACACCAAAUGAAUGCCUGUGGACAGACUGGCUGAUAGAGAGGAAGCUGUACGGGCAUCAAGCAAAGCAUUAUGCCUGUAUCAAGCGCAGUGACGGAACAUGCAGUUGGUAUCGUGGUGGCCCUCCUCCAGAGAAAGAGUUUGUUGACAUCAGUGAACCAUGAAUGAUGUAAUUUCUUUCAAUGCCCCAGGGGUUAAGUCCACCUAACUCUGUGGCUCACUGCUGCUUUGAACUUCCAACAACUGUCUCUUGCUUAGAAACAAAAGCAAAUUGUGCUGUGCAAAUACAGAGUUUGUAGAAUUGGCAUUCAGACAAGAAGAUAAAUGAGUCUCCUGGAGGUAGCUGCUCUCUAAAGUUCUUUUCACAGAGGAGUGAUAUGUGGGAACACUUUUUUAUUUUCUAAGAAUAAUAAUUUUUAAAUCAAAUUGAAUGUACCCAUACAAAACAAGACGAUUCAGCAAAAUUUGGACCUUUCUUCAUGUUAAUAAGUUGAACAAAACCUUGUUUUAAUCCAAAAUGGUAUUUCUAAAUCAGGAGGUGGGAAAAAUGUUUUCUAUAAGCAGUGUUUUGGAGUAGAGUCCUGAAACAAAACAGCUUGGAUUCUGUAUAUGUAAGAUAUAUAACAGUCUGAUGUAAAAAGUCUCAGAAAUUAAUUUCCCUAUUUCCAAUGAUGUGUGUUAAAUGUGAUAUGUAUUCCAUUUAAAAUAUUUUUACUUCAUUUUUCUUUAUGCUACUUACUAUGUCUCAUGUAGUACUAUUAAUGUUCUGAAGAAUUUGUUCAUAACACACCUUUGAUGAUCUAAAGCAGAUCUAAUGUAGUAAUCCAAUGGAUUGGAAUAUGCCAUAAAGCAGAAACUAAGGUUGAUUGUGCUGUUUGUAACUUUUAUGACAGUGCACCACCCAAGGGGAAAUAUUUGUGUAAUAGAAAAUAUGGUUGAUUGUUCUGUUAUAUAAUUAUUCUAACAUUGCACCACCAAAAGAGAUAGCACGGCAUGCUAUUAUUGGGCCAAGGAACUCAAGGCUUAAUACCCUGGUAACUAUGUAUUUCCAUGAACAAGGAAACUGAAAGGAGAAAAGCACAAAAAACAGAAAUGUUUGUCUCCUCUCCUCACCACUUCUCAGAAUGUCCCCUAAGCCGGUUCUCAAAGUUUGCUAAAGAAUACUCUUUUUAAUAAUAUAUCCCCCAAAUAUCAAUCUGAUCAUUAAAACCUCAUUUUAUAUACUAAAAUGCAUUGAAAUGAUUCUCAUCAUUUCAAUAAAAUAGGCAAUAUUUUAUCUUUUAAGGGUUGGGCAAGCACAUCAGUAUUUCUACUCUUAAGCAAUAAUUUGAAUGAGAAACAGCAUGUUAAAAGUUUCAAAACUUGCCACUGAGAUUUUUAAAAUGAUAAUGGUACAGGGAAAGAUUGGGUUACAAACCUAAAUGGAAUUAAUGCGCCACCUGAACAUGAACAUGAAGAAAUCA
Molecule: messenger RNA, 1980 nt
Organism: Varanus komodoensis (Komodo dragon)
Lineage: Eukaryota; Metazoa; Chordata; Lepidosauria; Squamata; Varanidae
Gene: TIMP4
Product: TIMP metallopeptidase inhibitor 4
Exons: 5
Coding region: 16-681 (221 amino acids)
Biological process (GO): negative regulation of membrane protein ectodomain proteolysis; negative regulation of endopeptidase activity
Cellular component (GO): extracellular matrix
Molecular function (GO): protease binding; metalloendopeptidase inhibitor activity
Source: RefSeq, a predicted model, not a curated record